AAUCACAUACAACUUUUCCUAACCAAAUCGGACUUUAAAAACACAGAGAUAAAUACGGAAUUCGGGAAUCAUAUCCAAAAAUAAUCAACAUACGAAAAUGAUGCAAAUCCUGGUGCAGACACGCGACGGGCGAAAAAGUAUCUACGAAGUGGAUCGUUUCGGGACGGUGGGCAGUCUUAAGGCCCGCAUUGGACGCGAUAUGUCCGUGCCCAUGGGAUUUAGUCGCCUGACCUACAAGGGCCGCGUCCUGGCCAAUCACAGUGUCCUGGAGGAUGUGGGCGUUAAAAGGAUGUCCACUCUGGAUCUCUGCUGGCAGCCAGUUGUCCUCACACCCAAAAGAUUAAGCGAAAUGGAAGAAGAUUUGGACCAUUUAGAGCAAAAGCAAAAUCAAAUGCAAUCAAGCAUUAUUGAGAGAUAUGAUCAGAUGGUCAAGACUGGUGGAAUGGUUCAGGCUUCGAGUAGCUCCCAAGAUGAUGAUACACCCAUUGCUGAUAUAUCCAAUCCAAUUAAUGAGGACGACGAUGAUGAUUUGGAUGAUCUCUUAUGCCCAUCAUCCGAUGGCUGGGAAUUUUUCAACCAAGAAUUCCCCAAGAAGUCAGAUGACGAAAUUGAAAAGAUGCCGGAAGCACUGAAGCCAAUAGCUCUGCCGACAACUCCUUUGGUUCUUUCUAUCCAACCCAAGAAGCCGGAAGCCAGCGCUCCGGCAAAGCCAACCAAUCAAAAGAAGAAGGGCAAGAAGAAUCGCAAGAAGAAGUAGGAAGUUGUAGGAAGUUGUAUAGAUUUUCUUCAAUUCCUUCCUUCAACAUUUCAAUUCGAAAUUCAUUUCAAACUAAUAUCCUUUCGACCGUUAUUUGAAAUCUAAAUUUGCGUUACAAGCAAAUCAAAUAAACCGUCGACUAAUUAAAA
Messenger RNA from Drosophila eugracilis, 906 nucleotides. RefSeq lists its product as uncharacterized. Gene Ontology annotation, molecular function: protein binding. The coding region runs from base 98 to 757 and encodes 219 amino acids. The transcript has a single exon. The record is from RefSeq and is a predicted model, not a curated record. Lineage: Eukaryota; Metazoa; Arthropoda; Insecta; Diptera; Drosophilidae.